Molecule: messenger RNA, 2680 nt
Organism: Poecilia latipinna (sailfin molly)
Lineage: Eukaryota; Metazoa; Chordata; Actinopteri; Cyprinodontiformes; Poeciliidae
Gene: mindy4b
Product: MINDY family member 4B
Exons: 11
Coding region: 680-1975 (431 amino acids)
Biological process (GO): protein K48-linked deubiquitination
Molecular function (GO): cysteine-type deubiquitinase activity; K48-linked deubiquitinase activity
Source: RefSeq, a predicted model, not a curated record
UUUGUUAGCAAGCUGAAUAGUUGGAAGGCUAAAUAUGUAGUUUCCGAUCUAUAUAGUUAGUUUGGAGCUAAACAUUUAGCUAGCAAACAAAAUAUUUAGCCUCAAAGUAAAUAUUUGACUUGCUAACUAAAUAUUUAGUUUUGAGCGAAAUAUGUAGCUUAAUUGUUGUUUAGUUUGGGACUAAAUAUUUUGUUUGCAACUUAUUUAUUUUUGAUGUUUAUGCAUUAAUGAGUAACAUGAUUUUCUGAUACGACAGGCUAAAUAAUCCAAAUUAAUUCACUGUUAUAUAGUUAAUUUUGGACUCUAUAACUCUCCCCCUUCAGGAUCCUCCACGGUAAAUCAGUUUUGUAAACACCGGACCUGUUGCAGGUUCUGCAAGUCAGUUGGGUCUCGGUUCUAAUUGUGGUCUGGAGUCUGGUCUAGGAUUGGGCCACUCUGCCCUCUGCUGGUGUAGGCCCUGCACUGCAGCCGGCUCCAUUUUCACCUUCCAGGUGAUCAUGUGUCACUCAGAGAAGAUUCAGUUUCACUGCUGCACCAACCUGCUGCUGUUUGCCACAGGUGUGCAGCAGAACCGCAGUCCGUUCUGGAUCGGUCGGGUUCAGAGACCAGAACCAUGGGGCCCAAACAGAGCUGAUGUUUGAGGUUCUGGCUCCGGUUCUGACAGAAGUAUUUUGUGGUGAUGACGGACUCUGGGUUGGACUACAUCGAGCUGCUGCAACACGAAGUCAACAAGAACCCAGAUAGGCUGUUGGAUGUGGUGAAGGACGAGGACCAGGAGGAGGCCCCUCCACCCUGCAGGACCCUCCUGGCUCCCUGCUCCAUCCCCCGGAGCCUGGUGAUCUCCCCCAGCCUCGGAGGAACACCGGUCACCCCCCAGCUGACUGAGAGCCUGAGGAGGAUCCUCUUUGGGGGAACGUUUCACGUCUUCAACUACGAGUGGAGGAAGUCUUUCUUCCAGUUCAGAGAACCAGACUCCGAGCUGUCGUACAUCCUGGAGGCCGACAGAGGCGGAGCUCGCGCUAUUCAGAUGGUCAUUCAGGCCCGCAUCAUCAAGUUCCUGCUGUUCAGCCAACCGGGCAUCACAGACAGACGGACGGUGCACAGCCUCAGUCAGCUGCAACAGAGGGACCAGGACAAGGCGCUGGCAGCUGCGCUGUCCGACAACCUCUGGUUGGCCGGCCAGGAGGAGCGGGCCACCGUUACCCUGGUAACCGAGGACUACUGCAUCACUCCUCACCUGGACUACAAGCUGGACGACUUCACGGAGAAGCUGCAGCUGUUCACCUUCAACAGGAAGGACGACGUCUGGAAGUUCAUCCUGGACCACAUUCAGUGUUUUAAAGCAGAGGGGAGUCAUGGAGUCAUCCUGUUCCUGUACAGCCUCAUCUGCUCCCGGACAGUCGACAGGCUCAGAGACGAUCUGAGCUCCAACAUCUCCCAUCUGCUGCACCUCAGCCUGGGAAACUUUGUGUGUCGACAGGCUCUACUGAACCUGCUGCUGACGGGCCGAGCCAGUCCUCACGUCUUCAACGGGACGCUGCAGUUUGGGGAGGACGGCCAGCCUCUGGAGCGCCCCCUGCUGGGAGUCCUGUCCCGUAGUGAUGUGGGUUACCUGCACUGGAGCCGGGAACAGAUGGAGCGAGGCGGGUUGCCUCAGGUGGGCAGCAUGCUGAAGACCCCCCGGUUCCCAGUCUGGGUCUGCUGCAUCAACAGCAGCUACUCGGUUCUGUUCAGCCUGAACCGGUCCCUGCUGUCCGACUGGAGGAUGGAGCACCAGUUCCAGCUCUUCUACUGCAACGGCCAGAACUCCCAGAGAUCCACGGCACGCCUCACCGUAGAUACUCACUCCCACCACUGGGAGGCGCCGCCCGCAGAGGCAGACCCGGAGAAACGGUUCCCGUCACUGGAGAUGACCAUCAGGACGAAGUGGGACGGCGCCGCCAUCGACUGGAACGGGACCGACCCGUUCUACUGACCAUAAAACAAGGCGGGCUAUGGCUCCCCCUGCUGGUGGAGACAUGGAUAUAAAAUUUGUACGAAUUAUUUUAAACUGAAUAUAAAUAAAAUUAAUAUUUUGAUGCUUUAAUCUGAGCCAAAGACAAAUUCUCCUUUGUGUUCUGAACCAAAACAGUUGAAAUCUCCAAAUCUGCUUCUAAUCAUCUUAAAGCUGAACUGACCCCACCCCCAAAUGCUAGACUAGUAAAGUGGGCGGAGCCAAGACAAAUUAAAAUAUUACUUAUUGAAACUGUCAGUAUGUUAUGAGAGUUAUGAGAGAGAUAAAGUGUGAAAAGAUCCAUCUUCACCUCCUCCCAAUUAGCGUCUGAAGAAAUGGACCAAAAACAACCAAUCAGAGCCAAGAGGGGGGGCUUGGUGCUGUUAAUCAACCUCAGGUACUCCCUGCUAAAUGUGCUAAUGGUGGAGAAACAAUUUACUGCUACAGAAAAACUGUCAUCUGUGUAUGCUAACGAACUUUAGCGUUCACAACAUGCAUUGCUAGCUGAAAUGUAGCAGAGAGCAAACUGAGGAAGUGAUUAACAGCGCUAAGCCCCGCCUCCUGGAUGUAAUUGGUUGUUUCUAGUUAGCACUGGGAGAAGGCAAAGGAGCUUUAUUUUUUUUUUCAGAUUAUCUGUCUGAAAUUCUGUCACAUGUUGACAGUAUUUUUUAUAAAAUGACGUACUAC